UUCCUUCUCAUCCUACAAAGCAGUUUGACAUCAGUUAAGAGCAUAGAGGAGAACCAAGCCUCUUCGAUCUCGUUGAUAUCUCUUCUUCUUCUGCGGCUUCGAACAAGAACCUGAGAAACCUCUCUUUUUGUUCUCUGUUCUCGUUAUACCCUUAAACCACACAAUGGCUCGUUCUCUCUCCAACGCUAAGAUCCUCUCUGUCUUCGUUUCCGAAAAGCUCUCAAACGCUGUUUUCAGACGAGGGUUCGCCGUCGCAGCCAAAACGGCGUCAGAGGGGAGCGUUUCGAGCAGUGAAAACGCUUCUUCUGCCGUGAUGAAGAACAAAGUUGUGGAAGCCUCAAGCGAGAAGGCGCCAUGGGUUCCAGACCCUAAAACCGGUUAUUACAGACCAGAAACCGUUUCUGAAGAGAUCGACCCGGCUGAGCUACGAGCUGUUCUCUUGAACAACAAGCAAUAAUUAUUUUUUAAAACCGUUUUUAUUUUGAUUAAUGCUCUGUUUAAUGAGGAGAUUAAGGAAAAUAUGUAGGUUAUGAUCCUUUGCGGUGAACCCAAAUUUAUUCCGUUGCUAUUUGUGUAAUAAUCGUAUCGUUUGUUUGAUACUUUUGAUCUAUAUCAUUAAUUUAUGAAACU
Camelina sativa (false flax) is the source of this 630-nucleotide messenger RNA. Its product is annotated as late embryogenis abundant protein 2. Gene Ontology annotation, cellular component: mitochondrion. The record is from RefSeq and is a predicted model, not a curated record. NCBI's taxonomy places the organism in Eukaryota, Viridiplantae, Streptophyta, Magnoliopsida, Brassicales, Brassicaceae. Gene Ontology annotation, biological process: response to stress.